AUGGUAUUGAUCUCUCCUCUUUUAGCCGGCUUGGCCGUAGGCAUAGGUGUGCCGAUUCUUCUGUUUUACGUUUACGGUGUGGUACCGGUAUCUUUGUGCCGAUCGGGAGGAUGCGGAGGCUCUUCUGCUUCCGAAGACUCGAACGUCAUCACUUCCAGAGCGGCCGACACGACGUCCAUGGACGCUGUUAGCACCAAAGGGCCGAAUCCUUCUAUUGGAGAAGCUAGUCUUUCGCUUGCCAGCGGUAGUCAAGUACUUAGAGAUAUAGAUAGGGAAUCUGCUAGCACAGUAGCUCUCGCCGGCAGUUUAAAUCAAGCAGGUCAAAGAUUGGAGGUUCAAGCAGACCUGGUAUCAGCGCAAAGAUUCAGCCUGAGUAGCCUUAGCGAAUCUGUCAAUGCUAGUAUAGCCGAUGACGCCGGUGCUAGCGUUAGAGCUCUGGCAGGAUCAAUGCUUAAUUAUAAGGCUCCUGGUAGUGAUUCAUGUAGCUGCAUUACGACAGAAGACUGCACAUCGGAACGUGUCCGUUUCGAUGACAACGUCAGCUUUAUUACGUCUUCUCAAGCCGAAAAGACCAGCAUUGGAAGCAGCUGCAGUUUCCGAGCUCGAUGUGCUACUAAAUCUGCAUUGUCUAAAUCGACCGCUGCUGACAAGAUUAGCGACACGCUCAGCAACGACAGUAUAUGUAUAGAAAUAGACGAAAAACCUAAGAAGUAUUCUUCUCAAGCAGCUAUAUUGCGCAGUCAAUUUUUCCAUUCCAUUAACGACGGCAAACCCACUACGAAGAGUCUCGACGAUAAGACCAUCAUCGAAGUGUCCAACGAGACAUUGGACAAACAAUCUCAACCACUUAUAAUUACCGAGAACGGACCCGUGGUGGUCAAGCUGUCGUCUUCUCUCAAUUUCGAGAAUUCCAAGUUAUAGUUACCCUAGUUUUCUUAGAGACUUUUAUUUGUUAGAAUAUUUUUUGCUAAGACUGACAAUUCGGUAUAUAGGUCACGUUUUUGAAAAUAUGUUGUAGUGCUGAGGUAGGAGAAACAUUUUCGUAUCAUCAUAAGUCCGAGACUGUUUUUCUUCUAAACAUCCGAAUAUUUUUCAUUUUGAUCAGUGUAGAUUUCACACAAACCAAAUGUGAACCCUCUUUGCUUGUUAUGGGAUUUUUUUACUGAAAUUCAUUUUUGUAUAUCUGGCUGUGAUCAGUGGGGUUACACAGAAGGGGGGAAUAUUAAAAACGAUAAUAUUACUUUAUCAAAAUUUAACUCUCACUCCCUCUAAGCGGAAAAUUCGCUAAUGGCAGAUAUCUAGAAUGUCAAAAGGAUUAAGCUCUUGAUCGAACCCUACGUGACCGGGCAUAUUGGAGUAUCUCUCAAACAUUUUCUUACUAAUCCGGACGUCCCGAGUAAAACCGCUUUUGCAUCGUUUACUAAUACUUAGCUAUUUAAUGUUCUCAUGGAGGUUCUUCGCAGUGACACCAGUGGUAGGGAGGAUUAUUUUAUUAUUGUCAUUAAUAUUUUUUAAUAGAGUCAUAGGCUGUCACAAAACUUUCGAAUCUUCUUGGCAUAGAUAAAAUUAAAUGUCGCAUGUCCCCCCAAACAUUUUUAAUAACUUCCCACAAUGCACUACCUACGAAAACUAAACACUGCCAUUUUCCAGCGAAAACUCUUUAUAUAACUUUUUGACUAUGAAGCUCCUUGAAUUUUCAAUGGAGUUCAAAUCGGGUUUUGCUCUGCAUGACAAUACAUUUUGUUAUUGUUGUUGACUCACUCACUUACCAUUCGUGACGAAAAUUAUCCUGUAAUAAAAAUCGAUGAUAAACAGUUACAAAUGUAUAAAACUAAUUUUUUCUGCUGUUAGACGAUCGGAAUCGGAUGUUUUUUCUUGUGCUUUAACAGCCGUUUCAAAAGAAUUUUGACAGAUAUGUUUUUCGAGAGAAUUUUCUUCAUUGUCAUUGAGACCUUCUCUCCACCUUGUCUGGGAUGUCUUCACAAUCUUUUUUGUUUUUGAUAUUAUUUUAUAACGAUAAAUAUGAAUACUUUACUGGUAUUUAAUUUAGCAGCUACUUUACUUAAGGAUCAAUUUUCUUCCAAUUUAGUUAACCCUUAGUUAAAGGCUACAGCAUUUUUGAAAAUUUAUUUAUCAAUGAUUUUUAAGAGCAGUUACAAUUCGGUUUCGUUAACUGUACAUCUUGCAUUUGUAAUAACGAAGUAAUGAAAUAUAUAUUGAUUUAAAAUCAAUUGACACUCAUGUAUCAUUCGGAUACUAUUUCUUACUUUUUAGUGCUUCUAAUAUGAUAUUCUUAAUGUCUCCUCUUUUUUUAAUGUAUAGUUUAAAUACUAUUGAAGAUACGAGUUUGUUUUUACUAUUUUUUAUUCAACAAUGACUGUACAACUUAGCUGAUUAUAGCAGCCAGUAUAGUAUAUAUAAAGAAAGAAAUAAAUAAAAUUGCAGUCGUUUUCAUCUACGUAGAUUUCAUUAAGUUCGAAAGCUUACUGUGAUGUUUAAUGAUCAAAUUUUAAAUAUCGUCAUCUUUUAUCUUUCUUCCUUUAUAUUUAGAACAAAUGUUGAAUACCUCAACACUAUUACCAUUAGGAAAUUCGCUAAAUGACUCGUUUUGCAAAAAUAUUACUUUUUGUAUGACGGUUGUAUAUUUUAUACUGAUUUUAGAAUGGUAUGAGGAAUAUUAAAAUAAUUUUUAUUUACAAUGAAUUUUAUAUAUUUUGUAAGGUUUUUGUCGUAUAUUUGAGAGUUAUUAACAGUAAAAAUGAAUGAUCUUUUUCAGCUGUGAUUAGAAACAAAGUGAUCCUUUGAAGGGUCUGUAAAAUAAUGAUACUGUAAGAUAUUUUAUUUAUUAUUAGUUAUUAUCAUAUUAAAACAAUUGAUUCCUUGUCUAUGCAAUGCUCCAUGCACUUUUUGCCAUCUUCCAGACUGCUGAAAGGCUUCUUAUGUAAACUCCUUUUUUUCAGCUGUUAUUAUAUCAUCUGCAUACGCAAUUAUUCCGAGUUGUUUUGGUGAUUAAAAUAGUUCUUUUAUAAUGAAAAUUACAUAUUAUAUUUAUUUUAACAUUUCGAUUUCCAAUCUGGAUUAGAAAGAUCUUUCUUUCUUCUAAACUCUUUCUUUCUGAUGUGGCUUUUCAAUCUGCUAUUAUUUCAAAUGUUUUCCAUUAUUUCAGUUGUUUUCUAUCCAUGUUCAUUCGAUCUUUGUUUUUAGCUUUCCGUACAAUUUACUGAUACAUUUACAGUGAUUAUAAGAUCUUAUGUUCCGCUUGAAGAGUUCCAUCUAAGAGACAUAUUGUGUAGCUUUAGAAUAGGAGGACUUUUAUUACUCCUCUUCUUUACUCUUCCGUUCUGCUCUAAAAUCGACUAUUUUAUUAUAUGUUUUCAAUUCUAUUUUAAUUGUUGUCUGCCAGUUUCCUUCGUUAUUUGGUUUUGUCUUUGCUUACUAACUAACUUAUAAAUGAUCAGUGAUUAUAAGAAGUUUUGAACAAGAAACGCGUGGCUUCAGUGUAGAAAGAGACCUUUUUUUUUCAAUUUUUUUCACUGCUCUGGUUGCUAUACCUUUUUAAAUAUUUUAAACAUUUUCAUUUAUAUUAUAGGAAUUAUCUAUCACGUCCUUUCGUUGUUUUUUGACUAUCCUUACUACUUGCUUGAUAAAGUUUACGUGAUUACGUGAAGAGCUCCAAACGAGAUUUUGGAAAUAUGUAUGUAGCUUCAAGUUAGGAAUUCCUUCACUCUUUCUUUCUAGUGUGCUUGCUAAAAUUUCGCAUUUGAGUUUUCAUUUCUAUUGUUUCUUAUCAAUCAUCAAACAAUGACAAAACUUGAUCAUAUCUAUUAAAACUGGUUCUAAUUUUGGCUAUAUUAAAUUGAUGUAAAAACGUUUUUAAUUUUAGUCCUACUUUAAGUUACGAUAGUGUAAAUCCUUAUUUACAGUAAGUACUCAAAUAUCAGAAAAGAAGGAAUGAGUAAGGAAUUUUUUAGGAAGUAUACAUUUUACUCAAAACAUAGGUCAUUAAAUAAUAAAAAGUGAUACUUUUUAAAUAAAACCUUUUCUAUAUUUUUAAAGUUCCUCAUACUUAUAGAAUACGGCUUUAUCAACUAUGUGUAUACUUGUCAAGUGGAAAAAUAUUGUUUAGUCGAUAUUUUUUUAUAUAUAAUCCUCCCUUAGCAAUCUUUUGUCGUGUGAAUGUUGCUCUUUAAUAUUAUUGUUCGGAAAUCUAAACAACUUUUUCAUGUUAACAGAAUCCUUUCAUCAUUUCAGUUACUUAUAUACAAUAUUUUGAAGAGAUUAUUUUUUUAAUUGUAACGUGUAUAACAAAGAUAUAUCUCAAAUAUAAGUUUAUUGUCUUAU
This is a messenger RNA of Diabrotica balteata, 4341 nucleotides long. Lineage: Eukaryota; Metazoa; Arthropoda; Insecta; Coleoptera; Chrysomelidae. The record is from the annotation of a GenBank genome assembly.